AUGUCGUCCGCACGCCCUAAACCCACAGAUCUCGAGCAUCACUUCUCCCAAACGUCAAAGAAGAGGGCGCCGAAUGUACUCAAGGAGUACUACAAGUAUCUUCGGAUACCAGAGAUGGGAAAUUUAGCCGGUGGCCUCCCCAGUCCAAGUUACUUCCCUUUCAACAACGUGGAUCUUUCGCUAUCCAACCCGGACUCACUUGGUCCCUCGAAAUAUUCUGAGGCGGCAGGGGGGCAGACACCCCAACUACGCAUCCCUCGACGCGGGGACGAGCCGGGAUCCGUCCGCAACGUUGACCUGACCACCGCGCUCCAAUAUGGAAGCGCCUCGGGCUUUCCCCCGCUCUAUGCCUGGUUGAGGAAGCUUACCACUACUAUCUACCACCCGAACAUUCCGUAUGACGGCGACGCUGACAUUAUCGUCAAUGGUGGAUCGGCGGAUGGGCUUUUCAAGGUCUUUGAACUCUUAUUCAAUCCUUGGGAUAAAACUUCUGGUGAUGCGCGGAAUCGCGAGGGCUUGAUCGUGGAAGAAUUUGUGUAUGGGCCUCCAAUCGCUCAGCUCAAGCCCAAGGAUGUGAACAUCGUACCGGUUGCAAUGGACACCGAGGGAAUGCUGGCAUAUGGUACGGGAAGUCUCUGCCAUGUCCUUGAGACAUGGGAUUCCGAAUUAGGGAAGAGGCCCCAUGUUGUUUAUCUUGUUCCAACCGGCCAAAACCCGACAUCCGGAGUGCUUUCUCUGCCACGGCGGAGGGAAAUCUAUGAUAUCUGCUCGCGGUUCGACCUCGUCAUCGUCGAAGGCGACCCGUACUGGAACCUGUACUAUCCAUCAACAUCCACCACGCCCAACUUCCCUAAAGACCCGAACCAUAACUAUUGCGUACACGACCUGCGGGGCAAGUCGACAGGCUACGCUUUCCUCGACGAGCUCGUCCCGAGCUUUUUGAGCCUUGAUAAUGACGGCCGCGUCAUACGACUCGACUCCUUCUCCAAGACCGUCGCGCCCGGUUGCAGGCUUGGAUGGGUCACAGCGCAGCCGAGUGUGUGCGAGAAGCUCUUUAGGAUCACGGACGGCACCACCCAGCAACCCUCCGGCUUCGUGCAGGCCAUCGUCACGCAGUUGAUUGGUGAUUUCGGUAGGGACGGCCCCGCUGAGACCGCGAUUUCGGUGCAGAAACCCGGCGGCUGGGGGGUGGGCGGCUGGAUUAAUUGGCUUGAGGGCUUGCGAUUCACCUAUCAACGCCGGAUGGAGAAGAUGGCUGCAAUCUUGGAAGAGAAUAGGUUCUUGGGGAUAGGCGGAGUUCAGACUGAGAUGUUCUCGUUCCAGCGGCCCGCGGGUGGCAUGUUUAUCUGGGUCAAGGUGAACAUCGGCAGUCACCCGCUAACCUCUAUCAACCCGCGCCGAUUAAUGCAGGGGUUGUGGGUUCACUGCACCCAGCACCCAUAUUGCAUACUGGUCGUCCCGGGCGGGGAUUUUGCAGCCAACCAAACCAUCAAGAGGGACCUGGGGUACGUUUUCUUCCGCUUCUGCUUCGCAGCGGUGGAGGAGAGCAUCCUAGAGGCCAAGUCGCGAGCAUUCGCAGAGGCCUGCGAAAGUUAUUGGGCCAUUACUGACGUCAAGGUCAUCAAUGAAAUCUUACACGAGGAGGACCUGGCCAGACAGAUGUACGAAGCCGGAUAUGACGAUACCAGCUUUGAUCGAGAGGUUGUUCACAGAUGGUAA
Molecule: messenger RNA, 1719 nt
Organism: Colletotrichum tamarilloi
Lineage: Eukaryota; Fungi; Ascomycota; Sordariomycetes; Glomerellales; Glomerellaceae
Product: aromatic amino acid aminotransferase
Exons: 3
Coding region: 1-1719 (572 amino acids)
Biological process (GO): biosynthetic process
Molecular function (GO): transaminase activity; pyridoxal phosphate binding
Source: RefSeq, a predicted model, not a curated record